This is a messenger RNA of Hyalella azteca, 5592 nucleotides long. RefSeq names its product mucin-5AC. Lineage: Eukaryota; Metazoa; Arthropoda; Malacostraca; Amphipoda; Hyalellidae. Gene Ontology annotation, molecular function: protein binding. Gene Ontology annotation, cellular component: nucleus. Gene Ontology annotation, biological process: regulation of immune system process; regulation of cytokine production; negative regulation of transcription by RNA polymerase II. The coding region runs from base 102 to 2489 and encodes 795 amino acids. The record is from RefSeq and is a predicted model, not a curated record. The transcript is spliced from 7 exons.
CGUCACAAACUCAGUUGCGUUUCAGAUGCGAGUGAGGAUGGUGUGUGCGUAAGAAGACUCUUCAUUUUAGAUUUAAGUGGUUAAAGCUUCGGCUGUCUACGAUGGAGGAAGAACAAUUACUCAAGUGGAACAACCAUGGAUCGCACAUGCUACACGCCUUCAAAUUGCUGCGCCGAUCUGAUCGGUUUUCGGACGUGACGCUGUUCUCAGACGGGAAAUUCUUCAUGUCGCACAAGAUCGUUUUGUCGGCAUGCAGCGACUACUUCGACUCGAUGCUCGGCUUCGUCACUACCGAGAAGCCCAUCAUCUUCCUUGACCUGAACCCCCUGUUUGUGAGUGCCUUGUUGGACUACAUGUACAUGGGCCAGGUCCAGAUCAAGGCUUCGGACGUGUCUGGAUUCCUGGACGCUGCCCAGAAGCUCAAAAUCAAAGGACUUUGGAUUGACCCUAAAAAAGAUGAGGUGAACAACGCAGAUGACGACUUCCAGCGCAAGCUCCAACUUGGCUUGGUACACUCAGAGUUCCUGUCAAAUCAAUUCGCGCCAAGACCGCCACACCCGCUGGUGAACAACAACGUCAAGACCUUCAACCGACGUACCAGCAGAAGUCCUCCUUGUAAACGCAAGAGAUCCUCGCCUGUACUCAAAAAUGCCGCUACCGUGGCAGCUACCAUCACCACCGGCUGCGUUGACUCCACCACCACCGCCGACCACCCACCACCUCCGCCGUACCACGCCACCAACGCCGUCUUGUGCAGGUCCCCACCGCCUGCCUCCGACUUAACUGAAGACCGCAGGUCGGUUAAUGAGGAGAGGAGCGCUGACGAAGCUAACACGUCUGACGUCAACCCUCUACCGCUCGUCAAAAUAGAGAUGGAAGAAGGCAGCGCUACCGAAGAGGAGGAAACAACCAUCAACAGCUGCACCGCUGACAGUGGACAUCAACUCAAGAUGGAAGCUGAGGCCGAAAUCAAGGACCCUCUGGUCACCGACUCAGACGAAGGAGGAGCUACGGAUGCUGCUCCAGGUUCUUCAACUGCCGCUGCGUGCACCGCGAUCCAUGAAUAUCUGCAGCAGAAGCACUACCAGCCCAAGCAGGACGACGAGGCUGACGACGAUGGCGACGUGUCGAGCGACGAUGCUGACCUGCCUGUCCUCGUCGUUAACGAAGACGGCGUCGAUAUGGCACAGAAUUUCGAGUGCCCGCACUGCCAAGCAAAGUUGGCGAAUGCAAAUUUGUUGCGCCGCCACAUCGAAGAUUCGCACAAGCAGAUGCGUAAGCACUUCUGCACCACAUGCGACAAAGCGUUCAAGCGCAAAGAACACCUCGAACGACAUCUCCGCAUCCACACCGGCAUCAAACCCUUUAUCUGCACCAUUUGCCAGACCAAGUUCACACAAAAGGAGCAUCUGAAGGGUCACAUAGACAACGUCCAUUUGAAGAAAAAGACCGCCCUGCGCCGCAACGCAAAAAUAGCUCCAGCUGGGGCAUCACUCAAGUCCUUGAACACAUCAACGUCCGAGGCCCUAAACGUUGCACAGGAAAGCAAAUUUCUUUUGUCUAACGGUCCCAGGCCAGGAGCUUUCGCCAACGGCACCACCACCAGCGUUAAUGUUAUGGGCAUUCAGAACAACGACUCCUUCUCUCGUGGAGGAAAAAAUCCUCUCAUGCCGCGAACCAGCGAGUCUGGUAUGGAAGAGAUGAAUUCCCACGGAGGCUUGCUUGGUCGCAUGGUAGGUUCGAGUGGCGUGGUAAACAGCAUCGGCGGCGCUAUGAACUCCAACCUGUCCACGGCACUGAGCCUCUUGGCUGCCACUGCCUCAGCCGUGGCACCACACCUCAACACCACUUCCUCGAGCGAUGUGCAUGCCAAGGAUGAGCACCACUUACCUUCCUCUCGCGACAGUUCGCCUCCGUCGUUAACGUCACCGACGAGUCUCGCGAUGUCUAGAGGCACGCCGCCGCAUUUCAGCACACCUUCUUUCGCUGGCUCCAUUUUCCCCACACAUUCUUUCGCCAACAUCAUGCUUCCCAACAGCUCGAAUAGCACAACGCUUUUUUCCACCCUGGCUUCGGUGUCGCCUCUGAAUUCCGUCUUCACCGCCAACCUACCGAACACGACCUUCUCGACCUCCACUAGCGCAGCUUUCCCCUCGCAAGAGGAUGGCGCCAUCGUCAAAGAACUGCGCACCAACUCCAGCCCUUCAUCAAGGGGCUCAGGCCGGGGAAGAGGACGCGGGGUAGCUUUAGCUCGACGCAAGACGUCAAAGCUGCCUCGGAUUUCACUCGGACGUGGACCUGAACUGACUUCCCCUCCCGCCCUGUCUCCCUCACCGACCCCGACGACCGCGUCAUCCCAGAACAACGGAGGACCGUCUAACUUGCACGUCGCAGGCCCGCACGUCACUCCCGUCUACUCCCAUGUUACCCGCAAGUCGCUCUCGUCCCCUGAGAAGCAUAUCAAGAAGGUUGUUCUCAAGUACCUUUAGCUUGUUCGGUCCCUUGACGUUAGUUUUCAAUUACCAUUCAAUUAUUGUACGGUACAACGAAGCAGAGUUGCAAGUACCAUAAACUUGUUGUUAGUUGCCGAGAAGAAGGUUAUGUAGUAUAUAACAUAAAUAGAGGUCUUGUAGUUAUGUAAGCCGUGUCAACAAGAGUUGACUUAUUUUGAUGCAGUGCCCGUCAAAUUACUGUUAUUUGGUUGUGAGUAAAUUCCUCGUGUUGGAAUUCUUAUGUUGUUUCACGGAACCGAACGCUCCCUGCUGUGUUCUAAGCGUGAGAUGUUCACUGAUCUUAACUGGGGAAAGUGAAUGGCUUUUUCUUUCUUAGUUUAUCGACUACUUAUUAGCAGUGAGUUCUCAAUCGCCUAUUUUGCAUUGACAAUAACUAACUAUUUGAAGUUUUUCAUUAUUAAACAGCUAUUUAUUAUAAAGUUGACUUCAGGUAUGCUGUCCAUGUUUUCAGUUAAUGUCAUUUAAAUGACACAUUUCCCAACGUGACCACUUUCUAUUUUGUAUUGUAUUAUCCAAUAAGAACUUUUAUUUUAUGGGAACCCGUCCCUUCUCAGCCUGCAACUUGGACGCUUUGCGAUUGAAGGUCAGGGCUAUGGAAGGAAAUUCAGUAUGGGCGCGUCUCGAAUGCGAGCAUUAUUUAAUAUUUCCGUGACUAUUGGUUGCAUGUUUAUUGCCUUAAUCGUGAGAAGCUCUAUGGGGAUUACCUGAAUUAUUGAGGAGCGUGGGCAUUAGUUGUUGAAAUGCUAGUGACAGGCACGAGCGUGCUUGUUUUCUUGGUGGGAUUGAUGUUCAUAGCAUCUUACCCUUAUGAUUUUCUUUGUACUUAAUUUAACGUGGGUACUUAUCCGUAUUUUUUAAGUUCCUAGUUUUAAUUUGUGGUCAUUAUGAUUUUGCAUUUGAAGUAAAUUUCACAUUUGUACGUCCUCAAAAGCGUGUGUUAGGUCCAGGACGUUCACUCUUACACUCGAUAUGCACCUGCUUACAAACCACUUGUGUAUUUGUAUUUUUGUUAUUUACAAUCAGAUUAAGUUUCUAGAACAGCAACAUGCGAAGACAUCACAGUUAAACGUAAGAGUUUCUUGGGUCGGGAACCGAGGCAGCCUCGGUUGUCUCUCGCCCCCUCGCGUGCUCGUUGUGUGCAAUAUUCCGCGCCUUAGGUUACUCCGUCACAAAGUAAGAAGCAAGUUCAUCCAUAGAACUUGACUCUGUAUCACACAUUUUCCGCCUUCCUAGUUACUUGGCGAAAUAUUGCAAGAUUUAGGCCGCGUAAAAAUUCUACAUUCAAUGAAUCUCAGGCAUUUCAGAGUUACUAAUCGGAAAAAUUUGUACAACGUUCCUCUGUCAUCUGCAAUAUGUUUCUCUAUAAGUUUUAGGAUUUUUGUCUAAAAGUCGGUUCUGUACAGAAUUUUGUUCAGUAUUUCGAUUUGCCCAGAAAUUUUACAUCAUGGUUUACGUUUAUUUUGUCUCUUCCCAUAGCCGUUCCUUAAAUACUGUAAGCAUAGUAUUAACUGUUUUUUAAAUUAGCAUCUUAUUGUUGCAUCGAAUCUUCCGAGCAUUCCAUUGUUGUUUGUUUACCUCUCAAUUAAAGGUUAGACAAUAAGUGUUAACUCCGUAUAUAUAAUACAUUCCAAACCUUGUGAUGACCGUUACUCGUGCCUUCCUUUAACAACUUCUUGUUAACCUCAUGCUUGUUUGUUGCUGAUUUUGGUUAUUGCUUAACCUGACACUACGAGCGUUAUUCAUCUGUAAAUAUUGAACAAUUUCUUCCAAUUAUGAGCGAUGUCUGUGAGGUCGCUUAUAUUGCUGCUAGGCGUUUUACUUUCGCAUGCUCUCGAUGGAGCGUUUCAAUUGUAUUUUCUAUUUCGUAGAUUUAAUCUCGAUUAUACAUGAGAAAUAAGAGGCUGAUUUUUAAUCAGCACAAAACUGUUGGUUAAUUCAUGUAUGACCAACUAUGUGGACAAUGGCUUUAUAUAAAUUAACUCCCGUGCAGGCUCUGAGUUGAAAUAUUCCCGAGUUUAUCUGCAUUUGCUUGAAUCGAACUUUAGGCGGUUGAUGCAACUUUCUUCUUCUUGGCAACUUUUGAUAGUUUUUUUUCUGUUGUUUCUGCCAGCUGCUGCUGAGGACUAUUUAGAUUUUGCUGCAAUUCAAAAUUGUGCACUUCAAUUUUGCGUAGCAUUUUGUAUGCCCCGCUUCUAAUCUUUUUUGCUCCUUGAUAGUUAAUUUAAAUUGAUAUCGCCAUGUAUUUUGCAUACGCACACUCUCACCCUACAAUUCCCCUUUUAAUUCCAAUAUUUCUCUUUGAUGAAAUAUUUUUAAUGUGGAUCUAAACUAUGCUUAUUUCCUUUGUGGAAUGAUCGUUUGCAUAAAGAAUGAGUGGGUGCGUUAGAGGACGAGAGCCUCCAAAAGUUUAGCCUUUCAGCCAGCCAUUGAUAGAAUUCAGUGCACCAUGAAGUUGAUCAGCUGAUGGAAAAUUUUUGUUUACUUUAUGGUUUUCCCAACUUUUGGAUGAUACUCAUUAACAAGAUUUUUUGUCCUGUUAAUCGAGGUGUUGUAAAUAAUGUUCAGGGCACUUAUUCGAAUAGCAUUUGUUAAUAUAGUAGAUAGUGCGUACAUUCAGUUACCAAUUUAUUAAAGACAAUCUUGAUAUGUUCUUCGUCGAAUUUCUUUUCAUAAGUGAAAGAUCCGGUUUGUUGUGUGGUGUUUUCUGGAGAAUGCAUUAUGGUAGUGACUUGCCAAUAAAGCGUUCGCCUCGGAACGUCUCUAAUAUUCGCGGUUUCUUGUGUCAACAAUAAUCUUUAAUCUCAUUUGAUCGUCUAGUAAAUGGGGCAUUAUCGACACGAGUUAAAUUAUUUAAAUACUAACUAGUAUGAAUUUAUGUCUUGAUGGAAUGACAAUCGCAGUCCAUUUCUGACUACGGUCGUUAUGUAUUUUGCUUGCGACCAAGUCAGAUCUAUGAACGUGUUGAAGUGAGCGAACCGUGCGAACUCCUGCCAAGUGCAUGAGAGACGAUUGUCGCUUAGCUUUAGACAUUGCUCAAUCAAUGUAUUGAAAUUUCUCCAAUAAACAUGAAAACUCUGGA